Messenger RNA from Schistosoma intercalatum, 1210 nucleotides. NCBI's taxonomy places the organism in Eukaryota, Metazoa, Platyhelminthes, Trematoda, Strigeidida, Schistosomatidae. The record is from the annotation of a GenBank genome assembly.
CAAAUAUGUUUAGGCCACAAGGAGCAGUUGUUUGGUUUCCCUUCUUUUUCCUGGUCUGGAAUGCAGCUCAGUUUCUUGAAUUUACAAGUGCAGAUAUCGCUGUGAUGAAACUCUCUGUCUCCGUUAAGGAGUGGGAUGAACUGAUUGGAAAGAAUGAUAAAAGAGAAUCCCUAGACGUUUUGGAUAGAUAUUGUGCAAAUGUUGUGAAUGUGGUGAAGGAAUUGGAGCCAAAACUGAAUUCCGUUACUCUGUCAUGUGACAUCCAUCCAUUACAAAAGCCAGAGAAUAUUCUUGCCAAAACCAUCAAUGUUCAACUUGCCGUGUUAACGAGUGAAAUGGAAAAAGUAUAUUCAUCAGAAACGUGGUUUCCAUCGUUACAGAAUGCACUUGAAUCGGGUACUGUGAAUGUGGAUAGCACGUGGAUAACUAAAAUCGUUUCAGUGAGUGAAACCCACCUGUUCAACGAAUAUUUUGGGACGUACGUAGUCGCUGAUAGGUGCGCUGAUCUGAAGAACAUUAUGUCGAGGAGAUAUCCCGGGUUUGGAGAAUUAAUGGAGAACUGUCUCUUCGAUAUGCAUGAAGGGUUUAUAAGUAUGAGUAUGAAAUACGGAGAACUAAUGAAGAAUGGAUAUUGCUGUUUCAAAUAUAACAUAUACAGAAGAAUAUACUGGUCUAUUGAUGAAUUAAUGCAAGCGAAUAAAUAUGAUAUCGCUGUGAUGAAACUCUCUGUCUCCGUUAAGGAGUGGGAUGAACUGAUUGGAAAGAAUGAUAAAAGAGAAUCCCUAGACGUUUUGGAUAGAUAUUGUGCAAAUGUUGUGAAUGUGGUGAAGGAAUUGGAGCCAAAACUGAAUUCCGUUACUCUGUCAUGUGACAUCCAUCCAUUACAAAAGCCAGAGAAUAUUCAUGACGAAACCAUCAAUGUUCAACUUGCCGUGUUAACGAGUGAAAUGGAAAAAGUAUAUUCAUCAGAAACGUGGUUUCCAUCGUUACAGAAUGCACUUGAAUCGGGUACUGUGAAUGUGGAUAGCACGUGGAUAACUAAUCACUCGUUUUCUAAUCUCAUCAACACCACUACCAUCAUCAGAUAACAAUAACAGUAUUGUACACUGAAACAUACUGAUGCAAUUUAGUAUGUGGUGAACGUAACAAUAUUCUUGAAUAACAUUUUCUAAUUCUAACACACAAUACAUAAUAUAUGGUAAUUAACGCA